ACGUACAGAUCCCCCCAAGAUCUCCCAAAGCUACCGUCCCACAGAUUAUAGAACAGAACCCCAAAAAUCGAAACAGAGGAAACGGACAGCGGUGGAACAUGGACGAAGGAAUUCCUCAUUUGCAAGAGAGACAGUUACUGGAACAUAGAGAUUUUAUAGGACUGGAUUAUCCCUCUUUGUAUAUGUGUAAACCCAAAAGGAGCAUGAAGCGAGACGAUAGCAAGGAUACCUACAAAUUACCGCACAGAUUAAUAGAAAAGAAAAGAAGAGACCGAAUUAAUGAAUGCAUCGCUCAGCUGAAAGACUUACUGCCUGAACAUCUAAAGUUGACAACUCUGGGGCACCUGGAGAAAGCGGUGGUCUUGGAAUUAACUUUGAAACACUUAAAAGCUUUAACAGCCUUAACGGAGCAGCAACAUCAGAAGAUAAUUGCUUUACAGAAUGGGGAGCGAUCUCUGAAAUCGCCCAUUCAGUCCGACUUGGAUGCGUUCCAUUCGGGAUUUCAAACAUGCGCCAAAGAAGUCUUGCAAUACCUCGCCCGGUUUGAGAGCUGGACGCCCAGGGAGCCGCGGUGUGUCCAGCUGAUCAACCACUUGCACGCCGUGGCCACCCAGUUCUUGCCCACCCCCCAGCUGUUGACUCAACAGGUUCCUCUGAGCAAAGGCACCGGCGUGCCCUCGGCCGCCACCCCCGCCGGGUCCGGGGCCGCCCCCUGCCUGGAGCGCGCCGGGCAGAAGCUGGAGCCCCUCGCCCACUGCGUGCCGGUCAUCCAGCGGACUCAGCCCAGCGCCGAGCUCGCCGCCGAGAACGACACGGACACCGACAGCGGCUACGGCGGCGAGGCCGAGGCCCGGCCGGACCGCGAGAAGGGCAAAGGCGCGGGGGCGAGCCGCGUCACCAUCAAGCAGGAGCCCCCCGGGGAGGACUCGCCGGCGCCCAAGAGGAUGAAGCUGGAUUCCCGCAGCGGCGGCGGCCUGGGGGGAGGCGCGGCGGCGGCGGCGGCCGCGCUCCUGGGUCCCGACCCGGCCGCCCCGGCCGCGCUGCUGAGACCCGACGCUGCCCUGCUCAGCUCGCUGGUGGCGUUCGGCGGAGGCGGGGGCGCGCCCUUCGCGCAGCCUGCGGCCGCCGCGGCCCCCUUCUGCCUGCCCUUCUACUUCCUCUCGCCUUCGGCGGCCGCCGCCUACGUGCAGCCCUUCCUGGACAAGAGCGGCCUGGAGAAGUACCUGUACCCGGCGGCGGCCGCCGCCCCGUUCCCACUGCUGUACCCCGGCAUCCCCGCCCCGGCCGCCGCCGCCGCCGCCGCCGCUGCCGCCGCCGCCGCCGCCGCCUUCCCCUGCCUGUCCUCCGUGUUGUCGCCCCCUCCCGAGAAGGCGGCAGCCGCCGCCGCCGCCGCGACCCUCCUGCCGCACGAGGUGGCGCCCCCUGGGGCGCUGCACCCCCCGCCCCCGCACGGCCGCACCCACCUGCCCUUCGCCGGCCGCAGCGAGCCGGGGAACCCGGAGAGCUCCGCUCAGGAAGAUCCCUCGCAGCCAGGAAAGGAAACCCCCUGA
Mesoplodon densirostris (Blainville's beaked whale) is the source of this 1550-nucleotide messenger RNA. RefSeq names its product basic helix-loop-helix family member e41 (gene BHLHE41). Gene Ontology annotation, biological process: regulation of neurogenesis; anterior/posterior pattern specification; circadian regulation of gene expression. Gene Ontology annotation, cellular component: nucleus. The record is from RefSeq and is a predicted model, not a curated record. Lineage: Eukaryota; Metazoa; Chordata; Mammalia; Artiodactyla; Ziphiidae. The coding region runs from base 99 to 1550 and encodes 483 amino acids. The transcript is spliced from 5 exons. Gene Ontology annotation, molecular function: protein dimerization activity; DNA-binding transcription factor activity, RNA polymerase II-specific; RNA polymerase II cis-regulatory region sequence-specific DNA binding.